CAUUAUUGCACAGCAUUAAAGGUGUCCAUGUUUUAUGCUUCAAACGAUUGUUGCAACAGUCUCCGAACUACGAUUUUGGAUGUGAAAUAUUUGGCUGUCCCUUUAACGCCAGGCGUGAGUUGUCGCGUACGUGUGACGUCUCAUGUUCUCACGUGUUGGUAGCCUUUAGCUCAUUUAACUCGGCAGUCUUAAUAUCAGCUGUUUAUUGUUGGAUACUGUCGCAUAUACCGAGAACCAUGGCCUCCAGUGGUCGAAGGCCUGAACAUAUGGCCCCUCCAGAAAUGUUCUACAACGAAGAAGAAGCCAAGAAAUACUCUCAAAACUCUCGGAUGAUUGAGAUCCAAAGCCAGAUGUCAGAAAGAGCUGUAGAGCUUUUGAACCUCCCAGAAGAACAGCCCUGUUUUCUGCUCGAUGUGGGGUGUGGUUCAGGGCUGAGUGGAGACUUUCUGUCAGAGGAAGGACACUCAUGGGUUGGAGUGGACAUCAGCACUGCAAUGUUGGAUGUUGCGCUGGAGAGGGAGGUAGAGGGAGACCUUGUGUUGGGGGACAUGGGCGAAGGGAUGCCUUUCCGACCUGGCACUUUUGAUGGUUGCAUCAGUAUUUCUGCUUUACAGUGGCUCUGCAAUGCCGACAAAAAGACACACAGUCCUCCCAGGCGACUAUACACCUUUUUCAGUACUCUCUAUUCUUGCCUGUCAAGAGGUGCACGUGCAGUAUUUCAGAUUUAUCCCGAGAAUUCUGAACAGCUUGAGCUGAUCACAGCCCAGGCCAUGAGGGCAGGCUUCAGUGGAGGCAUGGUGGUGGACUAUCCCAACAGCAGCAAGGCUAAAAAGUUCUUCCUUUGUCUGUUUGCCGGGGUAACAGGAGUCCUUCCUAAAGGAUUGGGCUCAGAAACUGUAGAGAGAAGCAUUCCAAACCAGGUUCAGUUUUCAGGACAAAGAUCUCGCUUCAAAAACAUGAGGGGGAAGUCUGCAAAGAAGGGAAAAGACUGGAUCUUGGAGAAGAAGGAGAGAAGAAGAAGACAGGGCCGGGAUGUUCGGCCAGACACAAAGUACACUGGACGGCAAAGACGACCCAAUUUCUAAGCCUGGCUUAUUCAGUUAUGCCUUCAUUUGUACAAGUCUGGAAAAUCCCACCGGAUUAUCACCUGUGUAGCCGCAGCGUUUGGACUCGAUCAGUGUUUCCGACGCGAUAGCUCAAGCAGAUGACACGGAAACGGUGAAAUACAAAAUGGGCAGCCUUCAUUCAUUUUUGCAUUUGGUCUAAGCGUUUGCCAGUUCCUCGCAAAUGACUGUUGACAAGAUUUGUACUAUGCUAAUGCUUGGUUGGUUAUAUACAGAGGACUUAAACCCUGGGCUGCCCGCUAGCUGAAGAAGACGAAACAGAAACCCGAAGAACAAAAGGUGGUGACCGUAUCUGUCUGUUCGGGCUGCGGUCAGAGAAUUGGAAAAUCAGCAACAAAUUAUGAGAGGUGAAAAGCUGCUGUGGUUUGAUUAAAUCUUUCAUGUACAGA
Messenger RNA from Lampris incognitus (smalleye Pacific opah), 1513 nucleotides. RefSeq names its product BUD23 rRNA methyltransferase and ribosome maturation factor (gene bud23). The transcript has 12 exons. Bases 237 to 1085 code for a protein of 282 amino acids. Gene Ontology annotation, molecular function: rRNA (guanine) methyltransferase activity. Lineage: Eukaryota; Metazoa; Chordata; Actinopteri; Lampriformes; Lampridae. The record is from RefSeq and is a predicted model, not a curated record. Gene Ontology annotation, cellular component: nucleolus. Gene Ontology annotation, biological process: rRNA (guanine-N7)-methylation.